Molecule: messenger RNA, 3543 nt
Organism: Sclerotinia sclerotiorum 1980 UF-70
Lineage: Eukaryota; Fungi; Ascomycota; Leotiomycetes; Helotiales; Sclerotiniaceae
Exons: 1
Coding region: 1-3543 (1180 amino acids)
Biological process (GO): monoatomic cation transport; copper ion homeostasis
Cellular component (GO): membrane
Molecular function (GO): ATP binding; ATP hydrolysis activity; copper ion binding
Source: RefSeq, a predicted model, not a curated record
AUGGCCGGUCCAACAACAACCAACAACAAUAUUCCAGAAAGCAUCAAUUCUGGAGAAUUCGAGAAAAUGGAUAUCCCUUCAACUCAUAACCCAACAUUGAUCACAACAUCUUAUUUAUUAUCAAACCUUCAUUGUCCCUCUUGUGUAUCAAAUAUUCAAAAAUCCCUUUACGCAUUAUGUCCUCGGCCGAAAGAAGUUAUACCAUCUCUCAUGUCAUCAUGGGUGACUGUUCGACACCAAAAAGAUUUAUCAACUAAAGCUAUUCGAAAGGCGUUGCAAUCCGCUGGAUUUGACGUGUGCGAUGUUACAUCAGAGGAGGACGGUAGCGUUGCAAGAUCACACAUACAACAUGACACCGAUACAGGUUACCUAGAUCAAGUACUUCAAAAGUGGUCAGCUACCAGAAGACCUCCUAGCCAGCUUCCAUCGUCUCACUUUGAUUCAAACUCUGAUCGUCACCUUGAGAAUUGCGAAAUAUGUCGUCAAGAAGCCACCAGUGGAGGGGCUGGACACAAUAUUUCGAAGAAGUUGAGACAACAGAAUAUACAUCCGCCCUUGGAACGGCCGUCCCAAGCAAGCGGUGUGGAUGGUAUCACUGAGACUUCCAGCAAAAGAAUGUCAGAUAACGGGAAGUUAAAUUUGGUCGCCAUUGAUUCUAUUGAUUCUAUCUCAUCCCAAACCUUUCGAGCAUCAUUGGCCAUUGGUGGAAUGACAUGUGCCGCUUGCGUCAAUAAUAUUGUGGUAGGAUUGAAGAAGAAAUCUUGGAUCAAGGAUGUGGUGGUCAAUCUCAUAUCGAAUAGUGCUACAGUUGACUUCGACGAUGAGAAAUACGCGUCUCAAAUAGUUGGAGAGAUCGAGGAUCUUGGCUACGACGCUGCUUUGGAUAGUGUGGUCAAUUUGAAGCCGGAGCCUCAGAAGCAAAAGGUGGUGAGAACGGUGGAGAUCAAGGUAGAUGGCAUGUAUUGUAACCACUGUCCUUCACGAAUCAAUGAUACCCUGAAAGGUUUCGAUGAUCGCAUUACUAUCGAGAGAGCUUUGAGUUUGCAGAAUCCGGUACUGAAAAUAAGUUACAUCCCAUCAGCACCUACUUUCACGAUUAGACAGAUUCUCGCCAAACUCUCCAGCAUCGAAGAAGUAUUCAUACCAACAAUAUAUCAUCCACCUACUAUCGAGGAACGAUCUCGUAUAAUUCAUAAAAGAGAGCAACGACGAAUAUUGCUUCGAGUUAUCGUCACCUUUAUCAUUGCCAUUCCUACUCUGAUUAUCGGUAUUAUUUUCAUGAGUGUGGUGCCAUCAACUAAUCCUACCAGAAAAUAUCUUAUGCAACCUCUCCCAGCCGGCGUCGAUCGUGCGCACUGGUCUCUUCUUGUUAUGGCUACGCCAGUAUACUUUCUUUGUGCCGAUGUCUUCCAUAGACGAGCUCUGAAGGAAGUUCGAGCAUUAUGGAGACCUGGCAGCACGACACCAAUUCUUCAAAGAUUUUAUCGUUUUGGAAGCAUGAAUAUGCUCAUGUCAUUGGGUACUACAAUUGCCUAUGUGUCAUCCGUGGCUCAAUUGAUUGCGGCAGGAGCUCAUCCAAAUGCUAUGGCGGAUGAUAAUUCCUUUUAUUUCGACUCAGUUGUCUUUUUGACAUUGUUUCUACUCGUUGGACGUCUUAUCGAAGCUUAUAGCAAAUCGAGAACUGACGAUGCAGUUACCAUGUUAGGAAAGCUACGACCCACAGAAGCGCUUUUGAUUGUCCCGGCUUCAUCAAACGAUCACGGGGACUUUGUCAGAGAUCUAAAUGUCCCAUACUCUGACGAAACUUCAACAGCCUCAGAUGGCCACACGUCUAUCAGAAGCGUUAAUGUUGAUUUACUUGAGUUUGGUGAUACCAUUAAGGUCUUACAUGGUGGUUCUCCAGCUUGUGACGGUAGAAUUAUCAAGGGAGAGACCAAAUUCGAUGAAUCAAGUUUGACAGGAGAAGCAAAGUUGGUGAAAAAAGUUGUAGGCGAUGAAGUGUUCUCUGGAACAGUCAACAAGGAAUCACCAGUGACUGUCAAAAUUACUGGAGUCGCCGGAUCUUCAAUGCUUGAUCAAAUUGUCAAAGCGGUUCGUGAAGGUCAAACCAAAAGAGCACCCAUGGAACGAAUUGCAGAUACUUUGACUGGAUACUUUGUACCUCUCAUUACUCUCAUCGCCAUCAUUACUUUCAUUGUCUGGCUUUCCCUAGGACUUUCAGGAGCCUUACCAGAUGAUUACCGUGGUUCCAGCGGGUGGGCUGUUUGGUCUCUUCAAUUUGCCAUUGCUGUCUUUGUUGUGGCGUGUCCAUGUGGUCUAGCAUUAGCUGCUCCUACUGCACUAUUUGUUGGUGGUGGUCUUGCAGCGCACCAUGGCAUUUUAGUGAAAGGUGGUGGUGAGGCAUUUGAGAAGGCGAGUAUGCUAGACUGUGUUGUCUUCGAUAAAACUGGCACAUUAACCCUAGGUGGUGAACCGACUGUUACCGAUUACGUAUUUAUUCCAGACGAUGAAAGCAAUGUUAAUGCCUCGAACAAUCAGAAUAUCCCAGAAGGCCACAUUAAUCCAUUGAAUGAUAAAGAACAGAAUCUCCUCAGUAUGGUGAAAUCGGCCGAGGAGAAUAGUAGCCACACGGCAGCUAAGGCCAUAGUCUCAUUCUGUACGAGCAAUCGGAAAUCCACUCCUACAAAUAUCGAAGAGAUCCCUGGUUAUGGUAUGAAAGCUACAUUCGACAAACAAAUCCUCAUAAUAGGCAACGAGCCGCUUAUGGAACACUACAGUGUCGGGAUAACCCCUAGUCAACAAUCCAGCAUCGAUAAUUGGAAGAAACAAGGCAAAUCCAUUGCUCUAGUUGCUUGGUCCUUAUCUGGAGAUCUAUAUGAACUCGUAGCCAUCUUCGCCAUCUCCGAUCCCAUUCGUCCCGAGGCAAUUUCCAUUCUCUCCGCGCUCAAAGCCCGUGGUACAGACGUCUGGAUGCUUUCUGGUGAUAACCCCACCACCGCCAUUGCCAUAGGUCAACAAGUCGGUAUUCCCCCCAGCAACAUCAUUGCAGGUGUCCUCCCCUCAGAAAAAGCAAAACAGAUUUCCUAUCUCCAGAAAUCGCUACAUUCCCAUCGUUCUAAAAGACACGACUCUUCUACAAAGAGAGCACUGGUCGCCAUGGUCGGAGACGGCAUCAACGAUUCUCCCGCUCUAACAGUAGCAGAUGUCGGAAUAGCCAUUGGAUCCGGUUCUGACAUCGCCAUCUCAUCCGCAGAAUUCGUCCUCGUUUCUAGUAAUCUCAAUUCUUUAAUCACGUUGUUGGAUUUGAGUAAAGUGGUGUUUCGAAGAAUUAAAUUCAAUUUCGCUUGGGCUUUGAUAUAUAAUAUUAUUGCACUUCCUGUCGCUGCGGGAGUCUUUUAUCCAAUUGUUAGUAGAGGUAUGCAUGUCAGGUUGGAUCCGGUCUGGGCGAGUUUGGCUAUGGCGUUGAGUAGUAUUAGUGUGGUUUUGAGUAGUUUGGCUUUGAGGAGUAGCGUGCCGGGUUUGGGGUUUAAGGUUAGGAGGUAG